CGCGCAUGCGCGCAGGGCGCCGCCGGGGCAGUCCGGCGGGGGAAAUCAGCUGAUGUUGCGGCAGCAGAACCCGAGGGGAAGAAAGAAAGGGGACAUAACUUAUUGGAAAUAGUUAGUAGCACAGCAGUGAUCCACCAUGGGGGAGCUUUUCCGGAGUGAGGAGAUGACACUGGCACAGCUUUUCCUGCAGUCAGAAGCUGCUUACUGUUGUGUCAGUGAGCUUGGAGAGCUUGGAAUGGUCCAGUUUCGAGAUUUAAAUCCAGAUGUGAAUGUAUUUCAACGCAAAUUUGUAAACGAAGUUCGUCGUUGUGAAGAAAUGGAUCGCAAACUCCGUUUUGUUGAAAAGGAAAUUCGAAAAGCAAACCUUACAAUUUUGGACACUGGAGAGAAUCCUGAGGUUCCUUUUCCUCGUGACAUGAUUGAUUUAGAGGCAACCUUUGAAAAACUGGAAAAUGAACUGAAGGAAAUUAAUACUAACCAGGAAGCAUUAAAACGUAACUUUCUAGAGCUGACUGAACUGAAAUACAUCCUUCGUAGAACACAGCAGUUCUUUGAUGAGGCUGAAUUGCAUCAUCAGCAGAUGUCUGAUCCAGAUCUACUUGAAGAAUCAUCUUCUCUGCUGGAGCCAAGUGAACUGGGACGAGGUGCUCCCCUCAGACUUGGCUUUGUGGCUGGUGUGAUAAACCGAGAGAGAAUCCCUACUUUUGAAAGGAUGUUAUGGCGAGUAUGCAGAGGAAAUGUUUUUCUUCGUCAAGCUGAAAUUGAAAAUCCCUUGGAAGACCCUGUAGCUGGUGGUCAGGUGGACAAGUCUGUUUUCAUCAUUUUCUUUCAAGGUGACCAACUGAAAAACAGGGUGAAGAAAAUUUGUGAAGGGUUCAGAGCCUCCCUCUAUCCCUGUCCAGAAACUCCUCAUGAACGAAAGGAAAUGUUAGCUGGUGUCAACACACGAAUUGAUGAUCUCCAAAUGGUUUUAAAUCAGACAGAGGAUCAUCGCCAGAGGGUACUACAGGCAGCUGCGAAGAGUAUUCGUGUAUGGUUUAUUAAAGUACGGAAAAUGAAGGCGAUUUAUCAUACUCUGAAUCUCUGCAACAUUGAUGUCACACAAAAAUGCUUAAUUGCAGAAGUUUGGUGUCCAGUUUCUGAUUUGGAUUCAAUUCAAUUUGCCCUUCGAAGGGGUACGGAACGCAGUGGAUCUACAGUCCCAUCCAUCUUGAACAGGAUGCAAGCCAGCCAGACACCACCAACUUAUAACAAGACCAACAAGUUUACUUAUGGCUUUCAAAACAUUGUGGAUGCAUAUGGAAUCGGCACUUACAGGGAAAUUAAUCCUGCUCCAUAUACAAUUAUAACCUUUCCUUUCCUCUUUGCUGUUAUGUUUGGGGAUUUUGGCCACGGUGUUCUGCUGACUUUAUUUGCUGUGUGGAUGGUUUUGAGAGAAAGCCGAAUACUGUCACAGAAGAGUGAAAAUGAGAUCUUCAGCACCAUUUUCAGUGGACGCUACAUUAUUUUACUCAUGGGAAUUUUCUCUGUGUACACGGGUCUUAUAUAUAAUGACUGCUUCGCAAAGACUCUCAAUAUGUUUGGUUCUGCAUGGAGUGUUAGAUCAAUGUUUCACCCAUACGGAAAUUGGACGGAGGAAACCCUUCAAGGCAAUCAAAAUCUUCAGCUAGACCCUGCCCAUCCCAAUGUCUUCAAUGGGCCAUAUCCUUUUGGAAUAGAUCCUAUAUGGAAUAUUGCUACAAACAAACUUACAUUUCUGAACUCCUUCAAAAUGAAGAUGUCUGUGAUUUUGGGUGUCAUCCAUAUGGUCUUCGGAGUGUCUCUCAGCCUUCUGAAUCAUAUAUAUUUUAAAAAGCCACUGAACAUCUAUUUUGGCUUUAUCCCUGAAAUGGUGUUUAUGCUAUCUUUGUUUGGCUAUCUUGUUAUUCUCAUCUUCUACAAGUGGACUGCUUAUGAUGCCAGCACUUCAAAAGAUGCUCCCAGUCUUCUCAUCCACUUCAUCAAUAUGUUCCUAUUCAGCUAUAAUGAUAAAACCAUGAAAUAUCUAUAUAAGGGUCAGCAAGGUUUGCAGUCCUUCUUGGUGAUUGUAGCUCUGCUGUGUGUUCCAUGUAUGCUUGUGGUGAAACCAUUGGUGCUGCGUCAUCAGUAUUUGAGAAAAAAGAACUUGGGAACACACAACUUUGGUGGAAUCAGAGUUGGGAAUGGACCAACUGAGGAGGAUGCUGAGAUAAUCCAACAUGACCAACUUGAUUCCCAUUCAGAAGAUGGUGAGGAACCCACGGAGGAACAGUUGUUUAACUUUGGCGAUGUUGCAGUACAUCAGGCCAUCCAUACAAUUGAGUACUGCUUGGGAUGUGUUUCUAAUACUGCUUCCUACUUGCGAUUGUGGGCACUUAGUCUGGCUCACGCACAGCUCUCUGAAGUGUUGUGGACGAUGGUUAUGCAUAUCGGACUGUCGAUAAACAACUUUGGUGGAUCUUUUCUCCUGUUCUUCAUAUUUGCUGGUUUUGCUGUGUUGACAAUUGCAAUUCUUCUCAUCAUGGAGGGUCUUUCUGCAUUUCUGCAUGCCCUUCGUUUGCACUGGGUUGAAUUCCAAAACAAGUUCUACUCUGGUUCUGGUUACAAGUUUGUUCCCUUCUCCUUUGAAAGCAUUCUUGAAGGGCGGUUUGAAGAGUAAAUGGCAUUUAUGUUCUGUGUUGUCGGUGUAUGAAUUGUGAUGUUCAUGUGGAUCAUUUAGUCCUUCUGUAUCCCAGCACAAUGUUACAGGUGGUUUUAAUGUGUUUCUGCAUGCACUGAAACAAAAUGGUUUUCUCGUGUCGAUGAACGCAGUUGUCAAUCGUGACUCUUGUAAUUGAACUUCUGAUUCAACUUGGUGUUCACUUAAUGGUUUCCUACAGUAUAAUUAUCCCUUUUGGCAAACAUGUUCAUGUGGAUAAGCUGUUCACUUGUGCGUUUAUUUUGGGAAGGCUAAGACUAAUCAACAGUAUUGCUGUAAUAUGGCUCCCAGUGACUUGUCUUUUAUUGCAAGAUGGGAAUUUCCAGAUUUCCAACUAGCUGCUUAUUUAUUUAUUUAAUUUUGUGUUGAGAGGUGAAAGGCAGGCAGUUGGAUUUCAAAUGAAAGUGAGAGGAGGCAUCUGUGAAAUGUAGCAUUUGGAAGAGAUUCUCGGCCUUCAAAUUAUUACAAUCACUAUAAAAUCUGUAACUUGUAAAUAGGGGAUUUAGGUACAGGAAGUCUGAAUGGAGUGUGAAUGAACGAUGGGGUGAACGUUGUGUGCACUAAGCAGGAUGGUUCAGAAAGUGUUAGGAAGGUGAGUUUCAAGCAAAAUUUAUUCUGCAGGAGUGUUUGGGAUACCCACCUAUGGAAGGAACAUUACUCUGGUUGCUAUACAUUGAAAUUCCAAAAAAUCUCAAAUAUUUGCAGAAUUGCUACAACUCAAGGAAAAUAGUUCUGGACACUGUGAUUAUACUUACUAUUUUCUUCUUCAGAAGAGAAAAGCAUCAAAGUUAAUAAGUAUCCAGACUGAUUGUUCUCCUACCUCCAUCAGAUUUGUAUCUCUGUGACUUCACUGAACUAACUAACUGACUUUUAUAAUUUAAUGAUCGUCCAAGUGACCCUCUUUUCUGAUAAAGCUCAUGUUUCUACUUACUUUCUUUUUUCCUUUCUUCGCCCAGUAUAAUGAGAACAUAUUGUACAUUUAAGGUACCAAUAACCUUUUGUCAUUUGGGUCUAAAGGGAACGACAUGAAGAGUAGAGGUGCCGUAUGCUUUUGGCUUGGCUAAGCUUUAUCAGAAUUGAUUUUAAUUGCUGUGAAGAACCUGGUUUUCUUAGAGUUGGCCUGAAAAAGCAAACGCCAUUCAAUGGGAAACUGGUUCAGUUUAAAAUUGCUUUAAUUGAAUUUCACAGAUAACAUUUUGCAACAAAUUAGGUUUACUGCAUAUCUUAUCUGAUUAAGGAUUAAUGUCACAUGUCAUUCAUAAAAUUUGCCAGACUUGAAUUGGCACUGUAACAAUCCAAGCUAUCAGUGUGGCCCUAGAUUUCUAAGGAGCAGUGGAUAUUGUUGAGAUGAUUUCCCAGUGCUGCUGUUUUUCAAUGCAAUUGUUAGAUGUUAAUGCAUAUGUUGCAUUCAUUACAAACAUUACAGGACAGUAUAAGUGAGACUCUGAUCAGCAUUAGAAUAUGAUAGUUUUCAUGCAUCAAUUCAUACAAAUCUCCUGUGACCAUUUGACGUCCUGAUUUGGAAUGAGGAAUUGAGUUUUUUUUGAAACCUUGGUAUCCUGUCUAUAACAUAAUGCCACAUGAAGUUCCACUCAUUGGGGUCACUAAUUUAAUGCAUAUCUUCCUUGAGAGUAUUGCAGGAUGAAAAUGGCACAGAUCCUAUUCUGGAAUGUGUAAGAUGACAGCUGCCAUAAUUUGUCAUUUUUUUUCCAGCAAGUUAAUGUAAAUCCUGUUCUUCCCUUCCCUGACCGCACACCAUGAUUAGGAAACUUUUCAAAAGGGAGCUGUCUGUUUUUGUUCAAUGGGUGAUUUGAUCUAAGCAAGUGAGCAGUGUUUUCUAAGUGUCUAGAAAUUAAACAUCUGUUUUAAACCCCAUUGGCAGCUGAACGUAGGUUUUGUCUUUCCCUGUAGGUUAUACCAUUCAUUAUUCUGGGCUUUAGUGAAUGUUAGUUUAGUGACUAUCCUUAUCUAUAUGCAUAGCUUUUUGUGUUUGAAUACUGAAUAUUAAAAAUGCUUUUGCAGUAUAUGUAUUGUAACAUGCAGGAUGUUUCUUAAUGCUGAGUAGAAGGUGCAGUAAAAUUGGCCAAAUUAAAGCUACAUGUCCCCACAUAUUUUUAAAUACACUAAAAAUGUGCAUAUCCUGAAAUAUACGGACCAAUGUAACUUUCCACUUGCUUUACUGUCAUAUCUAACUUUAGAAUUGGUUCCUAGUAGAUUUUCUGAUGUACUCCUUUACCCACAAUUAAUGUAAAAUGAGUGUUUCCACUGUGACUCUUGAUCUGUUGCACAAUGAUCAUGUUGUGUGUAAUAAUGAAGUGAGGCACAGAGAAUAACUAACAAUUUAAAAAAAAAACUUCAGUUUAUAGUUAGGGAUUUUCUGAUCAGUGCAAAUUACCAUUUUUUAAAAUUUAUCAGUGUAUUCCAAUUUAGGCAAAUAGUAAUGACUUGAUUUGCUCUUCACCAUUGGACCUUUACUAUUAAUGCAUUCAAAUAUUUGAUUUGUACUGGCUAAUGUCUAUUCUGAUCUAGCUUGAUGGUGUGACAUUUGACAUUUGCCAUCAACCAUCAAUGUUUCAAAUCACUACCCCAUUCUGUAUAGUAAGGACAUUAAAUUUCAACUUUAAAAUGUUGCAUUAACUUUAUAUAAGUUCACAAUGUCUGAGGUUUCCUGUUUGUUUGGUAAUGCUUCACUGUUGAGACUUUUGUUUACAUGUUUUGACUGUUUACAGCUUGUGAAUGUGCACCCAGCUGAAAUUUUCCUGUCUGGUUAAUUUGUAAAAAUUCAGUGUGUAUAAUUUCAAUGUAUAUUUAAACAUAGAAUAAAAGUCUGGUGGAGUAU
Messenger RNA from Pristis pectinata (smalltooth sawfish), 5555 nucleotides. Its product is annotated as V-type proton ATPase 116 kDa subunit a 1. The record is from RefSeq and is a predicted model, not a curated record. Gene Ontology annotation, cellular component: vacuolar proton-transporting V-type ATPase complex; plasma membrane; vacuolar proton-transporting V-type ATPase, V0 domain. Gene Ontology annotation, biological process: vacuolar acidification; proton transmembrane transport. The coding region runs from base 137 to 2677 and encodes 846 amino acids. Lineage: Eukaryota; Metazoa; Chordata; Chondrichthyes; Rhinopristiformes; Pristidae. The transcript has 22 exons. Gene Ontology annotation, molecular function: proton-transporting ATPase activity, rotational mechanism; ATPase binding.